ACGUGAUCUUCAUUCUCAUUAGGGCCGAUGUUGUCUGCAGCACGCCUGAUGAUAAUUUGUAUCUGUCACUUCACGAUAUGGAUUAAACUAGGAGUUUAGGUACUGGAUUGUUUUGUGUUAUAUGUGCCGUGUCUGCAGCGCUAACUAGGUGCAGAAGAAAAAGCUGAGAAGUAGAAAAAGGUUUAUGGCCUCAUGGAAAGGAAAAGGACGUACCUCUUUGCAACAGUGCAGAAUAAGAGUUGUGAAUUUUGAGCUUGAAUAGUUUUCUGACCUCAGUGGCGAAGUAAAGAGAGAGCUACAGAUGUUGGAUUGAAGGUAAACAUGAAUCCUGCCAGCUAGUGAGGAGAAUUCUGAAUUGUGCUUCAAUCUGCACAAGACACUUUCAUUUGGAAGGAAAUGCACCCCUUUGGUAGAGAGGGUGAAGCCUCUUUGGAACUUUUAUUUGAAUUCUUUCGUGAGUGUCUGCAGCAAGGAGAAUGGGAGUUAGCCCGGGCUUGCUUGCCACAACUUCAUCAAUGCCAUAGAGCUGGAGUAGAAGGUAUUGAAGACGUUCUGCAGGCCUUGGUAUGUUAUCCAUAUCUGCUGAGGUCAUCCAACUCAUGCAGUCCGCAUCGUCUUGCUUGGUUUUGGCUUCUGGCUUUGGAGCAGUGGCUGAGAUAUGAUAAGAAAUCACUGCCCAGCUCAUUGAAGAAGGAAACUGAGUUCCUGUUGCUUUUAGAAGAAUUGCACCAGAAACACAAUGACGACGAGAUUAAGGAAUUGUACGAAACCUUUCUCUACACCCAGAAUCUUGAUGAAUCCAGUGAAAAUAAAAGGAAAACUGAAUGUCUAAAACUGAGCCUCAAGGCAGGAACUGUCCUGAAGAAUGCUAUGUCUUGGAAUCCUCGACUUGUGCAUGAACUAAUUGGAUUCCUCUUAGCAGAUGGCACUCAAGGCAAUGUUGCAGCAUAUAAUCACUCACUACAAAAAUUAUUUGUGGAUUACCUUUUGGGUUGCCUGCAGUCUAAAUGCCACAGCACAUCUACAGCGUGUGUGCCCACAGAAGACACUGAACUUGUAUAUACCAUUUUAUCACUUCUGCAGUUCAACCCCAACUACCAGCCUUCUGAGUUUCGCCAGUUGUGUGAGGAACUCUUUGAUGCUUGUCACAAUGAAAAUCACAAUCUUUGUGAAGAGCGAUUACUCCCAUGUUUGCUGAGAGAGGACAGCCAUGUACUGGUUAACUUGUAUAGUAGCAUUUCUACUGAAAAACAGAAAGCUGAACUUCUGAGACGAGUUCCCACUGAAGCCUGUACUGAACUUUCAGAAGCUGAGAGGAUAACUCUGGCUUUGUUUCUGUACUCAGAACCAGCUCCAGCUUGGAAACUGGUAUAUUUCUACUUCUUGAAUAGCAGCAAGCAUUUUCUGGAACAGGUUUUGAUUACAGCACAAGGCUUGUUGAAGAGAGAAGAAUUUAUCACUUUGCACAGCCUUCUGAAAAGGGAAUUUAGGCCUCUGUCACGCCUCUUGAUUCUUCUUGGGUGGAGCCAUUGUCAGUCUCUGGAAGCAGUACAGACGUUACUGUGCACACUUCAUAAGGAUUUGGACUUGAGCAAUGAUUCUGUUUUGAAAGACUUCUGUGAUGGACUUUCUGAACAAGUUGAAGUGCUUGAGUGGUGCUUGAAUCAGAGUAGAGAGCCUGUCCCAGAGAAGGAUCUAUUGCAGUAUUUGCAUGGCCUGGAUGCCCAUUCUGCAUUAUAUUUCCUUCAUCAUAUCACUGAACUGCCAGCACUGAAUGAGGAGGAAGUGAUGGAACUAUUACAGAGGUUGCCUGCGGAUGGACAUAGAUGGGAUGGUAAACUUGAUCGGCUUGAAGCACAAAGACUGAUUCGUCGGCGAAACCUGGCAUUGUUUCAUGCCUUCUGUGCUCUGAAGUAUGCAGUAUAUGCUCUCUGUGCUAGUGCACAUCUUUGUGGUCAGUGCAAAGAGUGUUUGUCUGUGGCUGAAAGUGGUCUUUCCAAGGAUAAUUUGGAGAGUGAGGAGACUACAAAAGAUUUCUCAGCUGUUUUUAAGCAACAUUUUGAUAAAUGCCAGUAUUACUUGCAACAACUACCAGCUCCUUUUCGUCUUGAGCUUCUGGAAAAUAUCUUCUCCUUGCUUUUUCUUUCCUCAAAUGAGCUCAGUCCUGCCAAAAAAGUAAAAUCUGAGGACUCUGGACUGGAAGAGGAAGAGGCAGAAGAGGAAGAAACUGUGGUUCAUAAAAAUGAAGCUGCUGAUAAUGUUGAAAGUAGUGGAGCAGAGGAAAUGUGUACAGCUGGCCCUUCAAUAUCAGAGAUUUCUACCAAUGAAUUUGGCUUGGAUAAGGGUUCCAAAAGUUCUGGCAUGAACCUAUCAAAUCAUACAGAGGGAAGAGAUGCGUCUUUUUCUUUCCUUGGAAACAGUCUCACAUAUCGUAGUCUGAAUUGCCUUAACCUAAGGCAUGUUGCCAGCGGUCUGAGUGGCUUCCUGGUAGAUGAGGUAGCCAUGGAGUUUUUUCUGCAGUUGCUUCAUGACAACUUGGAGGACUUGAAGCCCUUUGUCCCAUGGAAGGUCAGUUCACUUAUUGCAGAAGAAGAUCUUAAGUUGGUGGAUUGUCUGAAUUGCUCCAUUACUUCAGAUACUUUUGGCACUCGUCUGUCACAGCUUGCCAAGCAUAUAUCAGAAGCUCGUUGGCGAUUUAAAGUUGUGAUGAGUAACAAAGGGGCAGCCUCCAGGAAGCAGUUUGGUGUCAAAAGUUUAAACUUCAGGAAGAAAAGCAGAACAAGAAGGCAGAAAGCAGAUGGAGCGACACAAAUCUCCACAGAGGCUACAAAUGGUGAACUCAGUACAAGUGCAUCAGAUGGAAGUGUUUGUGCCCAGUCUGGGAAGAGAGGCCAGGAAUACAGCACUCCUCAACGAAAUGUACUCAUUCCUAUGAUGCUGUCCACUCCAGAGUCUCUAUUGAUAUCAUGUAUUCUGCGGGGAAACUUUGUUGAAGCACAUCAGGUUGUAUUGAUGUUUGGACUGGAAGCAUCGGAUGGUUACAAGGAAUUACUGUUCAUGGAGCAGUACCAGGAGGUCAUUGCUGAGCUGGCAAGGUUGGAGCAGCAGCAAGAGAAUCACACAGUAGAUGCCACCAAUAGGAAAGUGGGUGGUGGUCGCUGUACCCUUCAGGCAAUUGGCCAUGCAGCGGCAGCAGGUAUGGUGUUCUACUCUAUCUCAGAUGUUGUUGAAAAACUUCUUACAUCAUGUGGUGGGCCAUCUUCAGUACUGCUAGAGGACUUCUGGCUUAGCAAAGUGCAGUUGGAGCAGCAUAACCCUCUUCUGCGGAUUCUGGAGGCCCUAAACCCUUCAAGAAUGGUUGCCUUUGACCUGGCUUGCAGUCAGAGCCAGCUGUGGAAAACCUGCAAACAGCUGCUGGAAAUAGCUGAGCGAAAGCUGCACUGUAGUCUGGAGAGUAGAGGUCAUCUUUUUGACUCUACCCAUCAUCAUGAUGGAAUUCAAGGAUUUCCCGCAGUAAUUCAGCAGAUCAGCAAACUAAUUAAUCAUACAAAUACGCUUCGAGGGCAGUCCAAACCUGAUGAGAUUGAUGAGAAAGUGUCUGCUCAGUUCAGUUUGAGCAUCCGAGAUUUGUUGAUGACAUGCUACCCAGCUGUGACAGAGGACUGCAUUGCUGUUCAGCUCACUUUAUCCCUCCAAAUGGAGAGAACUGUGCAAAAACUCAGAACAGCCAUUGAUUCCAUUGAACUGAGAGUGAGCUUGCUGAAUGCCUUGAUGGAACAGUCAUCACUGAAGCCACAGGAACUGGAGAUGCACCCUGUCCGUAGUCAGAUGAAAUUUCUGCUAAAAAAUUUAGACCAGCUAAUUCAUGCCUCAUCGCACCAUAGUGCAGACCAGCCUGAUUAUGUACGGAGCUUUUUUGACUAUGUUAACACAUUGGCUGCUGUGCUUGUGAAGAGUAUAAAUUCAGAUUCAGAUUUGUCAGCCGAAGUGAAGCUUGGGAAUCCAUUCCUAGUUCUGCGACAGUCUCCUUCACAGUUACUGUCCCAUCUCCUCUUUGAGAGACAAGUCCCUCCAGAUAAAGUGUCAUUUCUUUUAGAAAAAGCUGAGCUGAAUCUUAGCGUAUUGCAGGUCAUUGUAGACUAUUGCUGUGAAACCCUUUCCUUGUGGAGCAGGAGAACAUGCAGCCAGACUCCAUUUCUCAUUGCUGGAAUUGACACAGCCAUUCAGCAUCGUGCACAGAAGACCAUGUCAGAAAGUACAGAGAGCACAGCAGAGAAUACUGAGAUGGAAACAGGGGAGCAUCUUAGUGACAGUAGUCCCUCUUCUCCUGGAUGGUUAUGUCAGUAUACCUUAACGCCUUCAGCACUGGCCUUCCUGAAGUCACAUUCCAGACUUCUAGCAGCAGUUGCCUGCCUUGGUACUUUUAAGGGGCAAAAGGUAGCAAAGUCAAGUCUUUCAGCCUGGAAGGAAUUCAGAGGAGGGAAACGGGAGGUCCCUUUGGACAUGGAUCAGAUUGCCAAAGAAUGUGACUUGUUACUCAAAGAGUUUCCUAUUCUGGAACAAUAUCUUAUUUCAGUGUUGGAACCACUUAAGUGUACCCAGGGAGAGAAUGACAGUCUUGCUGGUUCUUUGUGCGGCAAACAAUAUGCAACUUUGGUCCUCUCAGGCCUUCAUUCUGCCACAGCAGUGAGUGUAGUAAUGGAAGCCUUUCAUGAGGCUGUUGACCUCAAGGAUUGGCCAAGAGCUUUGUACAUCUUAGAGCUGUAUGGACAAGAUAACAAAGAGCUCUCCAGAAUGAGGGAUCUUCUCCUGAGCUGUGCAGUCACAGAUGGUGACAAGGGCUGGCAGUACCUGUUCCGUAUGCAAAAUGCUGUCCUGCGUGGUGACCUUGUCUUGCGCUGUCUGGACAGAUGGCCCCUUGAUGAAUGUCUGGAGGUUUUGUUUUAUUGCAUCAGUGAUCCUGGGACGGGAGAAGAUCUUUUGUCACAGCUGCAGUUUAAGAAGACCGAACUACAGAUUUAUGAAAAGAUUCUGAGUCUGACCUCCCAACCACCUUGGGCCACCUGGCAGGAGCUGAAGGAGGACAGUAGCAGUGACCCUGAGAAAGUGAUGAAUGUUAUCCUGUCAGCUAAGGAGUACGAUUUAUGCGAAAGUUGGGUUAACCUCCAUCCUGUCUCCAAAGAGCUGCUGGUCAGGCUUCACAUCAGUCACCUUCUUCAUCUUCUAGAACUUGAAGAUUCAGAGAAAGCAUUUCAGCUGUUGCAGCAGAGAGGGGAUCCUGACACAAAUCUCAUAGUUUGUGAACAGGCCUUGGACCAGCGGCCUGGACUAGCUGCCUGCCAUUUUCUGGCUGAUUACUUGACUACCCACUUUUACAGAAGCCUGUCUACUGAACGUCACCAUGAAAUACAGGCAAUGCGCAUUGGUUCAAAGUUGUUACUGACACUGCCAGAGUCUGCACGCCUGGACUACUCCCACCUUUCCUCUAGCCCCCUGCUAAUGUUGGAACAGCUGCUUAUGAAUAUGAAGGUUGAUUGGGCUGCUGUGGCAGUGAAGACCCUUCACCAGCUGCUGGUUGGACAGGAAGCCGGCUUUACAGUUGAAGACAUAAAUAACCUGCUUUUAAAGUAUGCAGCAAUGGCACUUCAUUUCCCCUGUGCAUCACGGGAGAGGUCCCGCUCAGAUUCUGUCAUAAGCCUGCAGGAUUUCUUGAACCAGGCCGUGGGACAGGAGGUUGUUCAAACAUCAGUUUCCACUGAAACCUGCCCUGCUAUUGCACUUGGUACCUCAGCUUUCCCAGUACCUCAAAGCCCCAGAGAAAGAUCACAAAAGCGAACAAAAGGAAACAUGGAAUUUGUACCACCAGAGAAGCCACCAGCAAAAAAAGACUGGGUGCCUGAUGAAACUGAGGUGGCUUGCAUGGUCUGUAAAACUGAAAGGUUUACCAUGUUCAACAGGCGUCACCACUGCAGGCGUUGUGGAAGACUUGUUUGUAGCUCUUGCUCCAUGAAGAAGAUGCUCAUUGAAGGGUGCCGAGACAACCCAGUUCGAGUGUGCAACCAGUGUUACAAUUUCUGCACAAAAGGGUCCGAGGAGGAACAGUCAGACCAGACAGAAACAGUUGCAGGGAGUCCUAGCAGUGAUGCCUUAGCUUUCGCCUCCAUGUUACAGCUGCCACGGGCACCAGAACUCCAGUGGAAACUGACACUUAACGAGAAUGAGAAUGAACUAGAACGCAGUGAAUUUUACUUUAGGCAGGCUCCAAGUGCAUCAUUGUGCAUUGCUUUACUGGAGCAACACAGCAACAAAGUUACAUGUGGCCACCAGCUAAUUGAGCAUUGUCGCAAGCUAUCACGAAGCCUGUCCAACCCUGAGGUAGAUGCUCGUCUCCUGACUGACAUCAUGAAACAGUUGCUCUUCAGUGGUAAAAUGAUGUUUGUAAAGGUGGGAAGAAGCCAAGAUUUAGCACUCUGUGACAGUUACAUCAGCAAGGUGGAUGUGCUAAAGAUUUUAGUAGCUGCCAACUACAAGUAUGUACCUUCACUAGAUGAAAUCCAGCAGCCUGCUGCAGUAACCCGGUUACGAAAUCAACUCCUAGAGGCAGAGUACUAUCAGCUUGCUGUGGAGGUAUCUACUAAAAGUGGGCUGGAUCCAACUGGUGUCUGGCAUGCCUGGGGAAUGGCGUGCCUGAAGGCUGGCAAUUUGUCCUCAGCACGGGAAAAGUUAAGUAGAUGCUUAAAGAUACCUUUUGACCUCAACCAGCUCAGCCAGGGAACACGGCACUUGCAGGAUGUUGUGCAAUAUCUAGAGUCUGCAGUCAAACCAGUCCUUUCAGUGCCAGAUGAUGAUAUCCUGGCCUCGCUGAAGGAAUUGGAGGCAACGCUGAAAGUAGAGAGUGGAGGAUUUGAAGUAAUGCAUGAAGGGAAAAUUCAAAAGAAUGUCUACUACCAGGAGUGCCUCUAUUACCUGCACACGUUUGGCACCAAUCUGGCUAUUAUUGGCUUCUAUAUGAGACAUGACUGCAUGCGGGAAGCAUUGGUGCACCUUCUAAACAAGGAGUGUCCUCCUGAAGUAUUCAUGGACGGUGUCUUCAUCCCGAGUUAUGAAAAUGGCAAACUGCAUAUAUUGGAGAUCCAGCUUGAAGCUCUUGAUCCAUCCUUGGAGUCCUGGAGCAGCUACUUGAUUGAGGCAUGCAAACACCUUCAGAAGAGGAAGUUUUAUAACCUGCUUUAUGAUUUGCAGCAGUUCAUGAAGGAUUAUGUCCGUGCAGCCAUGACUUGUAUACGGUUCUUCAGCCAUAAAACGGAGUCAUACGUUGAGCUUGGAGAAAAGCAGAAGUGGCUGACGAGAGCAAAAGAUCACCUUAAGACCUAUUUGCAGGGAAUGUCCACUAGGAGCUUUGGAAGAAAGAAAUCUGGAUCUUCAUUCCGAAAGAAGAUGACUGCCGGUGAUGUCACAAGACAUAUCAAUACAAUAGAACUUCAGAUUGAGGUGACCAGAUUCCUACAGCGAUGUGAGAGCUCAGGGAAUACACGGAACAUUACAUUCACUCCAGCUACUCUGUUUGGAAGCAAUCAAAUGAAAGAAGAUGUUGCAUGCAAGGUUAUGUUGGGAGGUAAAAACAUUGAAGAAGGUUUUGGUAUUGCGUUCAGAAUUAUACAGGACUUCCAGCUGAAAGCAGCAUCUGUGUAUAACAAGGCAGCUAAGCACUUGGUGACAGAACAUCAGUAUAAAGAGAUAAAACAACUGCUAAAGUGUGUCAUGGAAUCUGGAGAAGCCACCAAACAAGACUGUGAUGACAUAAUUUUUCGCUGUACUGAAGUAGCAGACAAAGGUGCUUCUGAAGCAAAAGAACUGGAGAGUCUGAUACUGGAAAUAAAAAGCAUAGACAUCAGGGUUAAAGCGUACCUCAUGUGCUGCAAGCUACGCCCAGCCUAUCUUAUUGCUGUGAAGCAGGAGCCUGCGAGGGCUGUGCAUCUUGUUAAAGAAGUGCUUCAGGUAGCAGAGAAAAUUGAAGAUGGAGUAAUGCAAAGUAUCUGCAAACAGUGGCUCUCUGAGCACCAAAAUAAGGCUGUGAUGAAACCAAUAUUGACUGCACAGAGAUAACACUUUUCACUUGGGCUGAUUAAAACAAGGAUUGAAACACAGCUGUACAUCCCAGUUUCUGAACUAGAAAUUGUGCAGUGUAUGAAUGAUUUCUGCCAGUGCUGCUUUCAUUUUCAAGUAGGAAAGAAUAUUUCUUUCAGGGGAUGCUCCAGAUUUCAUGAGAUCCAACAGAGAGACUGUGGACCACACCAGUGCAUCAAUUUCCUUUCUCACUGUAGAUAACUUUUGAAUAUGUUAUAUAUAAUCAUAUCCCGUUUGCACAGUAACACCUUUCCUGUUACCAAGCCUGAAGUCAAAUGGAUAUUAUGUCCCUCUUGUAAGUGUAGCAAACAGUUUGCUGAAGUUUCAUAGCCUGUGGCACAACUUCAUAUUCUGGCAACCAAGUGGUAUUCUUUGUCAUAACUUUUAUUCUGGUACAGGAAGUCAGAAUACAUUUGUUCUCCAGAAUUUGUACUUGCGACAGUUGUGGUCUGAAACCUACAGACUUAAUUGUUUCUCCUUAAUAACAAUGGAAUGGCCAGGUUGGGUUCUCCAGAUAGGAAUAUUUGAUAGGGCGUAUGUAUAGCAGGAAAUUAUUUUUUGUUAAUAAAUUUGUAGGUUUCACUUGCAGAAUACUAAGCCAUCUAAGUUACAAAUUUUUAAAACUCAAUAUGAGAGCAUGCGUUUGAGUUACCAGUGUGACACAGCUGAGGUCACGUUUCGUAGCAGUAAAAUGUGUUCUCAUAUUUCAGAUGCAGAACAGCUAACAUAGCUCAGGAACCAUAAAAUUCACUUUUGUCAGAACCAAUACAGAUCUUGCAGUAUAUAACCUGUGCUAGAGCUACAUUAACACAGUGUACCAUUACUUCAGAGGCUGUGGCCAUUGUUUCUCAACUCAAGAUGUAGACACCUAAAUGAAACCAAGAUGUUACAAGAACAGUAACUUAAAUAUCAAAGCUAUCUUUUAUAGUGUCCUUUUAGGCUUUUACUUAUGACUGUAAAUGAGAGUAGUCUGAAUGCAGUAAGGCUGACUGAGGUAGGAAAAGCACUCACAGUAGCAUAGAUUCUAGAGCAAGGAAGCCAGUGAGCUUCCAAGCAUAUAGUGACAGUGCAAUGGGCUCAUUCUUUAUGUGUUAGUCACAGAUGCCUCAUAGUAUCAGGACAAUAGAUUUCCAACUUAAUACUGUGUAUUAAAUGACUGAUAAGCCACAACAGGUCAUGCAUUGUUAUAAUUUAUUGCAUCCCCCAUGGGCAUUACUAAGCAAGUGCAGGGACCUGAUGUCUUUAGGUCCAUCAGUAAUGAGUAAAUGUUAUGUUUUUCAGUGAGUAACCUUCAUGUUUAUCCUUUAUUGUAGGACAAGUUCCCUGCAUGUUUGCCUGCAGUUAUGUAGCUUCCCCCCUCAAAAAAAAAAAGCAUCUUUAAAUCAAACCUUAACUGUACCCCCCUCAAAAGUGGUGCUGGUUCUGAGAUUGUGUUCUGUGUUGUCAGGCAGAGUUUUCUGUUUUAGGAGUAAAAAUAAUUGUCUGAAAAAGCACAAGAGUCAUGAUAGUUUAUUCCACUAAUAAAAUAAAAUGUGUGCUUUGUCAUAUUCCAAAAAUAUGUUAUCAGGUGGACUGGUGAUACUAAGCUGGCCCUAUAUUUGGGUGCCCUGAGGGACUGACAGUACCAUCUGGUGCUGCUUCCUACUUUGCCCUGUUGCUCCCCCCAUGAUCCAUGAAUCCAUUCACAUGGGUAUAGAAAGAAAAUGGUUGCAAUGAUACUAACACUUGAGGCCUGGAAAUUCUCAGUACCUAUAUCUUGUCAUUCUCUUUUUGAAACUCCUAUUAUGAUGACAUUUUUGCAUACAAUUUCCAUUUAGACUGAGAGGUUUGUACCCCAUCUUAUGCUAUUCUCAUUUGAUUGUCCCUUAUUACCGUGACAUUUCUACUUUGCACAUUGAGUAAUGAAACACAGAGAACUGUAUGAACAAAUGAUGGUGGUUUGGUGCACUCUGCCCACUACAAUGUACGCACUUUAUAUGAUUCUUUGGAAUUUUCUGAAUACAUUUUUAAAUGCAAACAUAAUAAAUGACGAUGAUACUA
This is a messenger RNA of Protopterus annectens (West African lungfish), 10167 nucleotides long. It is a transcript of the gene ZFYVE26, whose product is annotated as zinc finger FYVE-type containing 26. The record is from RefSeq and is a predicted model, not a curated record. Gene Ontology annotation, molecular function: metal ion binding; phosphatidylinositol-3-phosphate binding. Lineage: Eukaryota; Metazoa; Chordata; Ceratodontiformes; Protopteridae. The coding region runs from base 397 to 8106 and encodes 2569 amino acids. Gene Ontology annotation, biological process: mitotic cytokinesis; double-strand break repair via homologous recombination; regulation of cytokinesis. The transcript has 43 exons. Gene Ontology annotation, cellular component: centrosome; midbody; lysosomal membrane.